Messenger RNA from Gilbertella persicaria, 2764 nucleotides. Its product is annotated as DNA replication factor Dna2-domain-containing protein. The record is from RefSeq and is a predicted model, not a curated record. Lineage: Eukaryota; Fungi; Mucoromycota; Mucoromycetes; Mucorales; Choanephoraceae. Gene Ontology annotation, molecular function: helicase activity. Bases 83 to 2491 code for a protein of 802 amino acids. The transcript is spliced from 4 exons.
UUAAAAGACGCGUUUGAAAAUUAGAAAAGGUGUCACAAAAGAAAAGCUUUUCUCUCUUUUUUUUCUUUUGAAUAACCAACACAUGACAAUCCCCAUUGAGGCAGAAGCUACUUGUGAGAAUCACACAGUGCAUAUUCAUAAGCGCAUAAAAACAGUAGAACAAGACAACGAUGAUGAUGAUGAUGAUAUGUUUGACGAUGAUAUUGAUAUUGAAGAAAUUGAUCUAUCAGCCAUUAUGGCUUCACGAAAGCCACUCAAUAGAAGUCUUAGUGAUAGUUUUGACCGCAUCCCUGUGGAUCCAAAUGACAUUCUGAAUACAACCGAAAACAGUCCAAAACCACCCGCUAAUUCGCAAGAGAAACGCAAAAAGUUCACUCGGUAUUUAGUGAUAAAUAUGACUAGUGGUUCAUAUUCUGUUAAAGACGAGCAUUAUUCAGAAAAGGUCUUGACUUUAAUGCAAGAAGAAAUGAACCAUGCUAUUACAGCAAGGCUUCGACAAGAAUGGGAACAAACGAUUGUUGUCAUUGGAGACGUUGUUCAUAUACCACACACAGACACACUGCAUGAUAUUGUCAUUGACAACCAAAAGAACUUUAUUGUAGUUCACCCAGACAAAUUGAUUUCAUGUACUGCUGUUGCUGAUAGUUUUGCAUGUCUUCGUAAAUCAGUGCUACAGAUGAAGAUCAAAGGUGCAAGUGAAUAUUCAGAAGCACUGAUUUAUGGUAAUAUCAUUCAUGCUGUCCUUCAAGGUGCUUUGCAGACAGGUGAUUUCUCUAUCAAGGCAAUUCAACAGGGCAUUGAAAACACCAUCAUGAACUCAUUAGAAGCCUUGUAUGCUAUUGAUCAAGAUCAGGAAACAGCCUUGAGUACCUUGAGCGGCUAUGCUGAUAGCAUACAUCAAUUUGGAACUUUAUAUGUCAAUGAACAUCCAAAGCCAAAUGCACAAGUUAGUAGAGAUAUGGGCGCUGAUGUUGCAAGAGAAAUGGGAUGCACCUCCGUUGCUAUAUGUAAAGUACUUGAUAUUGAAGAACACUUGUGGAGUCCAACAUACGGUUUAAAGGGAAUGGUUGAUGCUUCUGUUCAACUUAAGCUGAGUCCAUCAAACAAAGUUUUGACAGUACCUUUUGAAUUAAAGACAGGAAAGGCAUCUCGUUUCUUAACCAAUCGUGCUCAAACGCUAUUGUAUACCUUACUGAUGAGUGAUCGUUAUGAUGUUGAAAUUAGAGCUGGUGUGCUUUAUUAUUCCAAAACAAAUAGCUUGUAUCUAGUACCUGCCUUACAGAACGAUUUAAGAUCACUCAUUAUGGCUAGAAACUAUUUAGCCGUGGCAGACCGUAAAGAAUCCAUUCCGCCUAUGAUUAAGAAUAUGCAUACUUGUCAAUACUGCUACUUAAAUCAUGCAUGUACUAUCUACCACAAAUCAAUUGAAAUGGGAACAGGCAACACAAGUGAACUGUAUAAGCUAUUUGACGACAUGACAGACCAUAUGGGUAAUUCUACUACUGAAUUUGUACGACAUUGGUGGAAGUUAUUAGAUCAAGAAGAAGUUGACAUUGAUUAUGUCCGAAAAGAUAUCUGGAGUCAACCUGCUGAAAUUCGUGAAAUGCUCGGCAGAUGUCUAUCCAACAUGAGACUGAAUUUGGCUGCAAGUGACAUUGACCCUCAAUUCUCUCGCUGGAAGUAUUGUUUUACUCGAGAUCAAGCGCUUGUUUGCAAUAUUUCAGUAGGUGAUCCAGUCGUUGUGUCUAGCAUGGAUGGUCAUAUCAAUUUGGCUAUGGGAUUUGUGACAAGAAUCAAUUUGAACGAAAUCCUCUUGAGUCUAAAUGAACCUUUACGCAAUCCUCCACAAACAGGGUUAGACUUUGACCCGGACAAUCAUCAAAACUUCAAUACAUUUAUUGGUGUUCGAGACAAUGUGGCUCGGUUUUAUGCUCGUUCCAGUACACGCUAUCGCAUUGAUAAAGACGAAAUGUCAACAGGCAUGGCUCUACUUAGAAACAACUUGAUCAUGCUUGUCGCUAAAGCAGCUGAAAAUGAAGCUAAAUGUCAACGACUCCGUGAGCUAAUCAUUGAUUUGAAAAAACCAGAAUUCAAGACAGCAGCACCUUCUAUGCCUCCCUUGCCAAACAUGAACCCUGAUCAACGUAACGCUUUAAAACGUGUCUUACAAGCCAAAGAUUACACUUUGAUUUUAGGUAUGCCUGGUACAGGUAAAACGACAACAACAGCUGAAAUCAUCUAUCAACUUGUCAAGCAAAACAAGAGUGUCUUGGUUUCUGCUUAUACACAUACAGCGCUUGAUAACGUCUUGAUCAAAGUGCGUGAACAUGGUGUGGACAUCUUGAGAUUGGGCAGUUUGGAUAAAGUCAUGCCGGCUAUGCGAGAUUGUGUGCCUUCAUCAAACAGUACGGUUACUUCAGUAAGUGCUAUGCAUAAAUAUUAUGAAUCAAAGAAAGUGGUGGGUGUGACAUGUCUUGGUAUUGGCGAGUAAGUUCAGAUACGUUGCACUUGGAGUGAGUUGUUUAUAUUGGUAUAGUGUUAUGCUUCAAAAGCGAAAGUUUGAUUAUUGUAUUAUCGAUGAAGCGUCUCAAAUUACUCUACCUACAUGUAUUGGACCUCUUCGUUAUGCAAACACAUUUGUACUUGUAGGAGACCUGUAUCAACUGCCACCUAUUAUUCGUAACCGAGAAGCUCAUGAAGGAGGGUUAAACAAGUCCUUGUUUGCUACUUUAGCUGAAGCAAGGCCUGAAUCGAUUUGCUAUUU